CUCUCGCCGCUGCUCAGGCGUCUCGAGCAGCUGUUGCCCGCCCGGGGGAGAAGCGGUCGUGCCGAUGGCGACGUGGCAGGGCGGCCUUGGCCUCCUCUGCCUGCUGCCGGCGGCCGUUUUGGGUGAGGCUUGUCAGGUAUAUGUUGAUCAUCAUGGCAAGGCACAACCUGCAAAAUCCUGUCUCAACUUUUGCUGUGGAGACUGCAUGCAUCGAUACUGUUGCUCUAAUGCGAUCUUAAAAAUUGAUGAAGAACAACAAUUUCAGUGUAAUCUGCUUGAUGGAAGGAUCUCUGACUCAAGCAACGUAAAUCACAUGCAGUUUUUUUCGGACCCUGAUAAUUACCUCCCUUCUGGCCCUGGUUUUGGAACCCUUGUUGCGAUUGGAGUUACUGUUUGUGUGGUGAUUGUAAUUACUAUUGUUCUGUGCCUCACCUGUUCGUGUUGCUGUUUGUAUAAAGCAUGUCGAAGACCACGACCUGUUGUGACCACCACUACUUCCACUACAGUGGUUCACGCUCCCUAUCCCCAACAACAGGGAAUGCCACCCAACUGCCCGGUAGCCCCAUAUCAAGGAUAUCAGCCUGUGGCUAUCCAGCCGCAACCAGGAAUGCCGGUAGCACCAUACCCUGCACAGUAUCCUCCCCCUUACCCCAUGCAGCCAUCAGGACCCCCAGCUUAUCAUGAAACAGUGGCAGCUGGUGCCGGAGCACCUUACCCAAUCAGCCAGCCCCCUUACAACCCUGCUUAUAUGGAUCCUCAGAAGCCCACCUAUUGAAAAGAUCUACUAUGCUUCUGCAUACAAAAUUUUUUCAAUAAUUUGUGCUGUUUACACCGUGCAACUGUCGUAUAUUUUUCCAGAGGACACCAGUCUUUUAAGUAAAGUGAAAGUUAAUUCAGUAUCUUUUUAAGUGGUUGGAGAAUGAGGAAGGAGUAUUUUUCUUGCAGAAGUUGUUAAUUUAUACCUCAAGCAAAUACAUUUAUUUUGUUCUGUAUACAAGAAAAGCAUGAAGGAGUACUUCAGAAAUAAGAACCACAAUAACAUAUGCUGUGCAAUAAUUUUGAAAGGAAUGGUCUAAUAUGAGCAUUAUCAAACACCCAAAGCUGUAGCAAUCUUUUGCACAGUAUUAAAACAUAAAAAACUUAAUCUCUAAGAAACUACCUGUUAUGUGUUAUGUUCUGCCUGUUUUGAAGCUAUUAUUGUCAGGUAAGCUACAAUGUAAUGCCUUUCAUUUACUAUUCAAAAGGGAAUUUUCCUUUUUUUGACACAUUUGCCUUCAGUAAGGGGUAGCAAACCACAUUUAAUUGUCUUUGGACUAGUUGCAUUUUUCUGUGCUAAGCAGCAUGAGUUGAUAAUUUCCUUGUUUUCUUUCCCGAUUUUAAGGCUUAAAAACUGUGCCUUCACUGGAUGUUUUCUCGGGCCAUUUUAAUUUAUAGCUAGACAUUAACAACAAAACCAAACUUUCUGCUACUUAGAACAAAUAGAUCAAAAGCUGAAAACCUGGGAGUUCUUAAUUUAAAAAAUUACUGGACAAGUAUUUGUUGUCCAAGUAUUUUUGGACAAGCUUACUUAAGUCAUAUGUUGUUGAUGAGUGUGGAAGAAAAAUUAGCACCUUAAGCAGAAGUACCUGCUAGUGUUCAGUCCAGCCUCAGUAUAGGGAAGGAAUUGAUUUUGCAGGAGAGAUAGUAUUGUCAGAAAUAGAUUGGGGUUUUUAAAUGCUUAGGGUUUGCCACUGUCUAAUGGGAACUGUAGACUGCAGGAACUUAGGAAUGAUAGAUUUUUAUAAACUCAGUCUGCAUGUGAAUAAUAAUAUGCAGGGGGGAUAAGAAAUCCCAGCUGAACACACAGUAGAGAUUAAACCUCCUUUUUGUCUUCAACGUUCCCAUAAAGCUGUGCAGAGAACAAGAAGUCAGGGAAAGGAGGAGUGGUAGGAUUUGGUCACAGCAAGGUGAUGUAUUUUCAAGAAGGUAGUGCUUGCAGUCAUGAAACAUCUUGAGACACAUCCUUAUGACUGAUAGCUGUGUUUGCAAGGCUCUAUACACUUUAUAUCAAUCAAAUGAAUAAUGAUUUUUAGUGUCCUCUACAAUUCUAUCUUUUCUAACAUUGAAACACAAUUUUUUUUAUACCGUAGUAGAGUUAUCUAGUGUGUUGUAUGUAUCACUGUGACAUAAUUAGUGAAAUAGUUUUGACAUAUCUCAUACACUGAUUUUACUUUUUUUAGAGAGGCCAUUAAGCCAUUUGCCCUGCAAUUAUAUACUUGUGGUGUAUUACUGUUUGAAAAACAUUGAUGGUGUCAUUGUUUUACCUCAUAUGAUGGAUGGAAACUGCUGCUGUCAAAGGCAGCCUUAUUUCUCUUCCUGAUUUUUGAGUCUAUUUCUAGGUUAUUCCAACUAUUUUUUUCAAGAAAGUCUUAAGGGCAUUUCAGAAGAAAUUUGUAGAAAUGUUUUAGCAUUGGGAUUCAUGACAACCUAUGUCCCUCUGUUACACCUCUCUAAGAAGUUAAUAACAUGAAAUAGUGUCAGGAGGCACUCACGGAGCGUGCAUGCCCUAUAUCUGUCUGUCUGUCCUCUUUCCUGCCUUGUAAGCAGAGAAAUUGAGCAAUGCUUCGUUAUGGUUAGGAGUUAUGUGAGAACAACUGAAAACGGACAGUGCUUCCUGUAUGGAGGAUGAAGUGUUUCCCUAGAAAUCUCAAUAUAUUUUUUUAAUGUGUGGGAGGCCACUGAAUAUUCUCUUACUAUAGAUCCUACCCCUGCAUGUUUGUUCAUGUAGAAGGAGGGCAGAGACUAUUCCAGCACCUUUGUUAGCCAGCUGCCUGGAUGGAUUCUGGCCAGUGAGAUGCAGCCAGUGAGCACAGCUGCCACGCAGCUCUCAGAGCGCAGGUACAGCAUUCUAGUAGUGGGCUUCAUGAGGUUGUUACUCUGCACCGCUCUUAUCUUCCUCCAUCUGAUGUGACAAAACAUACAGUUUGUGGCAGUGUUAGCAGGGUUAUGUUUUGGUUAUGAAAGGAAAAUCUGCAACUUCAUGAGAAGUUAGCUCAGUCAUCUGCCAUAACCUGUAAAGAAAAGAUAGUAGGAAAGCAAAGUGACAACAAUAAUAGAGGUCCCCAAAUCUGAAGUUUUGUUCUAGAUGUUGAACAGACCAAAUUGCCCUGAAAACCACUGUGGGUGGUUUUGCACCACCAGCGGUGGGAGGAGAUAAGGGAUAGGGUUAAGGAGCCUGAAAAUUUAUACCUUUCCUUCAGUGAAUAUAUGCUAAUCAUAAUUAUAUGCAAGUGAAGAGAUGAAUCAUUAAUAUGCAAGGAACUACUUUAGUAGUAGUAUUACUACUUCAGUUACAAAAUUCAUUGAAAGAAAAGAAAAAUGUCCACUUCAUAAUUGGGGCACUUAAACACACUAACAAUAAGAUCUGAUUAUUAUCACUAACAAUAAGGUAUAGGACCAAAUUUUAUUUAGUUGUGGCCAUGCAACCAGGGGGAAUGGAGUUAAAAUUUUAAAUGUUGAAAAGGUAUAUGUUAAUUUUUUUAAAUUCUGUAAGUGCCUUUGUUUCAGAAAUGUUUUGUGAAUUUAAUCACAGUAGUAUAUUCUGUUGUCUGAAUUUACUAGAUAAUCGUUGUUGAUUUUAUUGCAUACUGUAACCUAGCUUUGUAUGUUGUUUGUAGUUUAAAUGUAAGUAUUCAAAAGAAAUGGCAUAAACUCUAUGCACCUUUGUAAUAAAUGCAGUGUUUGAAGUA
Messenger RNA from Phalacrocorax carbo (great cormorant), 3728 nucleotides. NCBI's taxonomy places the organism in Eukaryota, Metazoa, Chordata, Aves, Suliformes, Phalacrocoracidae. The record is from RefSeq and is a predicted model, not a curated record.